This is a messenger RNA of Telopea speciosissima, 471 nucleotides long. RefSeq lists its product as uncharacterized. Bases 1 to 471 code for a protein of 156 amino acids. The transcript has 2 exons. Lineage: Eukaryota; Viridiplantae; Streptophyta; Magnoliopsida; Proteales; Proteaceae. The record is from RefSeq and is a predicted model, not a curated record. Gene Ontology annotation, biological process: cellular oxidant detoxification.
AUGGCUCCGAGUAUAGCCGUCGUGGUUGCAUCAUCCACCAACCACCACCCAUACAGUCCCUGUCCCCUCGCUCCCACAAAGAAGGAAGAGACGAGGAGCGGAGCAGGGGAGGCAGAAGAGGAGGCUUUGAGGGAAAGGAACGAGGAACUGGAGAGAGAGCUGAAGAAGAGCUUGGAGAGGGAGGGGGAAAUGAGGGAGGAACUGCAGAGGACCUCCCAGAGACUCAAAGCCAUUGAGGAGGCAGAGGAGCGCCUCUGCGAGAUUGAAGCGGAAGCCCUCGACCAGGCACGCGCCUAUCACAUCCAAAACAGAUCCCUCAUGGACCAACUCUCCCAAGCUCACAAGCUUCUUCAGGCCACCAACCACACCAGCCUGCUCCUCUUGGGGGGGAGGGGGGGGGAGAGGAUCUUCAGAUUGGAUCGGCCCCGCCCUCCCAGGCCAGACAGCGACAACAACAACAAUAGCAAUUAA